Messenger RNA from Pogona vitticeps (central bearded dragon), 1214 nucleotides. The record is from RefSeq and is a predicted model, not a curated record. NCBI's taxonomy places the organism in Eukaryota, Metazoa, Chordata, Lepidosauria, Squamata, Agamidae.
CUCAGUUUAUCUACAGGAGGGCAGAGAAACAGCAGCUGGAGUUGACUUCCCAUAUGGUGUUUCGACUGAUUGUGGUUGCUUGGCUGUUUCUUGUGCUAAUGAUUUCUCUCAUGAAAUUCUCAACUGUAAUCACUGUAAAGAAUGACAGCACAGUUCUUCAUAACCUGCAGGAUUUAUGCAAUUUUCAGCUGGUGGAAAGCCUCCCACAGGAUAUGCCAUAUGGACCAAACAGUAGUGCUGCAAAGCCUUUAUACCAAGCCUGGAUGGAGCUCUUAAAUAUGACCCACGAAAGCAUACAUGUGGUUUCUUAUUAUUGGACGCUGACUGGAAAGGAUCUUGAUGUCAAUGACACAUCAUCUCAACAGGGUGAAGAAAUUCUCAAGAAACUUGAAAGUCUACUUUCAGAAAAUAUCUCCAUGUUUAUUGCAACAAGUGUGCCAUCCAAGGUUUAUCAUUCAACUGACCUCAAGGUCUUAGAGGGAAAAGGAGCUCAUGUAAAAUGGGUAAAUUUUGGACAUCUGACUCACGGUGUCCUACACACCAAAUUCUGGAUCGUAGACAGGAAGCACAUCUUUCUUGGUAGCCCCAAUGUGGACUGGAGGGCUUUGACUCAGGUGAAAGAGGUUGGGGUUUUGAUCAGCAACUGCGGCAGCCUAGCUAAUGACCUCUGGAAAACCUUCCAAACAUAUUGGGACCUUGGAGUGCCAAAUGCCACCAUCCCAUUUCCAUGGCCAAGCAAUUAUUCUACCAAUAUUAACAGGCGCAAGCCUCUGGAAGUACAGUUCAAUGGAACCACCACCAAAGCAUAUUUUUCUGCUUCUCCUUUUUCAUUUUGCCCAGAGGGUCGCACCUUUGACCUUGCAGCAGUUCUUGAUGUUAUCAAUGAUGCGGAAGAAUUUGUCUAUGUCUCCAUGAUGGAAUAUUUCCCUACAAGCCACUUCAGACACCCACCAAGAUAUUGGCCACCUAUUGACAACGCUCUGAGACGUGUGGCAGUCAGCUAUAAUGUACAUGUGAGGCUUUUGAUCAGCUGCUGGAUCCAUACUGUUCCCUCCAUGUUUCAUUACUUGAAGUCAUUGAGUGUCCUCACUAAUCCACAUACCAAUGUCACAAUAGAUGUGAAAAUCUUCAUUUUGGAAAGAGAUAUUUUUGGCAUGCUAAAUUGAGGCAUUCUAAUCCUACUCUUUUCACUGUCUUUUUCCUCAGAAAUAGAA